This is a messenger RNA of Durio zibethinus, 1365 nucleotides long. RefSeq names its product putative WRKY transcription factor 70. Gene Ontology annotation, biological process: regulation of DNA-templated transcription. The record is from RefSeq and is a predicted model, not a curated record. Gene Ontology annotation, cellular component: nucleus. Lineage: Eukaryota; Viridiplantae; Streptophyta; Magnoliopsida; Malvales; Malvaceae. Gene Ontology annotation, molecular function: DNA-binding transcription factor activity; transcription cis-regulatory region binding.
UAAACGUCAGCUGCUUUAGUCAGGAGAGGGGGUUCUCUUUUCUUUAUAUCCUUAUCCCACUUUGUAUCAAUGCCCACCCCUUUCCUAACAAUUUCCUUUGAUUUGCUUCUUCCCUUCCUCAUCUCUACCCUUUUCUGUCUAAAUUCAGUCUUAAAAUCUUAUCUAUUUUGCUAAGUCACCUAUAUUUUUUUACUAGGAGUAAGCAAAGCAAAAAAGAAAGAACAACAGGUUCUACAUUUUUGUUUUGUUUUUCUUGCUGGUUAUAGUUAUGGGUACUCCUUGGCCUGAAAGACUGUCAAGUAACAAAAAAAGGGUAAUACAAGAACUUGUUCAUGGGCAAGAGUGUGCUACCCAACUUCAAAUUCUUUUCCACAAGCCUUCCGAAGAAGGUGGGCGUCUCUCAGCUGAGGAACUUGUUCACAAGAUCUUGAGAUCUUUCGAUGAGACACUGUCUGUGCUGAGUGCUUGUGACUCUGCUGAGGUUUCUCACAGUCAGGCAACUUCUAACGGUGAUCCCCCCUGUUGUGAUGACCGGAGGUCUGAAGAUUCUAGUGAGAGCAGGAAGAGACCUGUCUCUAAGGACAGGAGAGGUUGUUACAAGAGAAAGAGGGCUGCUCAGACAUGGACAGUAGUUUCUGCUACAAUAGGAGAUGGUCAUGCCUGGAGGAAGUAUGGGCAAAAAGAGAUCCUCAAUUCUAAACAACCAAGGAGUUACUUUAGGUGCACUCGCAAGUAUGAUCAAGGUUGUAGGGCCACCAAACAAGUUCAAAGAAUGGAAGAUGAUUCCCAAAUGUAUCAGAUCUCUUACAUUGGAACCCACACCUGCAGAGACUCAUUCAGGCUUCCCCAAAUCAUCUCAGAUUCUGAAUCUUGGGAAUUUUACAUGGGCUCCAAAAUCUCAAGAAAACCACAGCAUCAUCACUUGAACCCAUCUACCACUGCAACGAUAAAGCAGGAAUCCAAGGAAGAGACAACACCUCAUCACUUGAACCCAUCUACCACUCCAAUCAUAAAGCAGGAAUCCAAGGAAGAGACAACACCAAGUGAUCUUACAGACUUGGAUUCUGUCAUGUGGAAGGAUAUAAUGGGUGGUGGUUUUGAGUACUCCUCUGAGCCUGCUGGAAUGGGGUCUGAUUAUGGGGAUGUUGUCUCUAACGUGUAUUCAUGCACUGAAAUCACUUCUCAGAAUUUCGAAUUGGACUUUUUGAUUAAACCUGCAGAGUUUGAAAAUGAUUUUCAUUUUGAUGAAAUUGAGUUUGUCUAGUCUAGCUUCUUGUAAACUUAAUAUUGUAGCUAUGAGGGUUUCCCAUUCCAUAUGUAAUCACUAAUGUGGAAUAAUAACAACUAUUGAAGCCUUUUUCUAUC